ACCACUUCUCUUCUCUUUCUUAAUUUUCUGUUUCUAAAAAUUUUAAAAAUGGCCGGAGAAGUAGAAACAAACGAUGUGAACAACAGUCCGAAAAUGCUGUCAUGGCCGAAACUACACCGUUUUGACUCAUUAGACAUUGAAUCGAACAGCCUCAACGGCCGCCGUGCCGCGUGUGGGGUGACUCUGCAAUUGGCGUUUCAGAGCAUCGGAAUAGUGUACGGAGACAUCGGAACGUCGCGUUGUACGUUUUUCAGAGCACACUUUCCGGCCGGGAUAAAACAUAACGACGACGUUUUGGGAGUUUUAUCGUUGAUUUAUUAUACGCUCACUUUGAUUCCUCUGUUUAAGUACGUCUUCAUCGCUUUGCAAGCUAAUGACAAUGGCGACCGAGGGACAUUUGCAUUGUAUUCUCUACUUUGUCGAUAUGCAAAAAUAGGGUUAAUACCUAGCCAACAAGCUGAGGAUGGGGAGGUUUCUAAUUACCGUUUGGACAUUCCCAACAACCGUGUGCGGCGGGCAUCGUGGCUGAAGUCACAGCUCGAGAACCACCGCUCCGCCAAGCUUUUUUUGCUCUUUGCCACCAUGCUUGGCACCUCCAUGGUCAUCGGCGACGGGGUUCUAACUCCUUGCAUUUCUGUUUUGUCAGCUGUUGGAGGCAUUAAGAGAGCUAGAUCUUCAAUAACACAAGAUACAAUAGUGGGGACAUCAGCUGGUAUAUUGGUGUGCAUUUUUAUGGCUCAAAGAUUUGGAACAGACAAAGUUGGGUACACAUUUGCACCAAUUAUAUGCAUUUGGUUCAGUUUCAUAGCUGCCAUUGGCUUCUACAAUUUUGUCAAGUUUGAUCCUUCAGUCAUUAGAGCUUUAAACCCUAAAUAUAUCAUUGAGUAUUUUACAAGGAACAAAGCCCAAGCUUGGAUUUCCCUUGGUGGCAUUGUUCUCUCCAUAACAGGGACAGAAGCAUUAUUUGCUGAUGUUGGGCAUUUUAGUGUGAGAUCAAUUCAAAUAAGCAUGUGUGUUGUUACCUAUCCAGCUUUAUUGCUUGCUUACACAGGACAAGCCUCUUACCUUCAUACUCACAUUAAUGAAGUUGGAGACACCUUCUUCAAAUCCAUUCCAGAACCUUUAUACUGGCCAAUGUUUGUGGUGGCUGUAUUAUCAGCCAUUAUUGCAAGCCAAGCUAUGAUUUCAGGAACAUUUUCUGUCAUUCAACAAUCCCUUUCACUUGGGUGUUUCCCAAGAGUUAAAAUUGUUCAUACUUCUUCCAAGUAUGAAGGCCAAGUUUAUAUCCCUGAAGUUAACUUUCUUCUCAUGCUUGCUUGUUUGGCUGUCACUCUUGCCUUCAAGAACACUGAACAGAUUGGAAAUGCUUAUGGCAUAGCUGUUGUGUUUGUGAUGACUCUCACAUCCUCAUUCUUAGUAUUAAUCAUGAUCAUGAUAUGGAAAACCCACAUGAUUUUGAUAAUCAUUUACAUUCUUGUCAUUGGUUCAGUGGAGCUUCUUUAUUUGAGUUCAGUCCUUUACAAAUUUGAUCAAGGAGGUUACCUUCCACUUGCUUUUGCCUUUGCACUUAUGGCCAUAAUGUACACUUGGAACACUGUCUAUAGAAGAAAAUACUAUUAUGAGCUUCAUAACAAGAUCUCUUCUCAUCAACUAAAGGACAUUGUAUCAAAUGCAAAUCAUUGUAGAGUUCAAGGCCUUGCCAUUUUCUACUCUGAGCUUGUACAAGGCAUCCCUCCCAUUUUCAACCUUUACAUGGCCAACAUUCCCGUCCUUCAUCGCGUCCUCGUCUUUGUCUCGAUCAAGUCGUUGCCUAUAAGCAAGGUCCCAUCAGACGAGCGGUUUCUCUUUCGUAGAGUUGAGCCAAGAGAGCUUAAUAUCUUUCGCUGCGUUGUGAGAUAUGGUUACACAGACGAUCGCAACGAGCCAGAUCAGUUGUUCGAGAGGAUUUUGGUAGAGAGAAUGAAAGAGUUUUUAAGGGAUGAUGUUAGGGUUACAACCAAAAUGCAGGAGGAGGGAGAUCAUGAGAAUGGUGUAAUUGAGGAAGAGAAACAAAAGAUUAGAGAAAUGGAAUUGGAGAAAAACAUUGAGGAAGUUGAUAAAGCUUGGGAAAAUGGUGUGGUUCAUUUGGUUGGAGAAAGUGAAAUUGUUGCUAAGGAAGGAUCCAAUAUUUGGAAGAGGGUUUUGAUUGAUUAUGUUUACAAUUUCUUGAAGAACAAUUUGAGACAAAGUGAUAGAGUUUUCGAUAUUCCACACAAACGUUUGCUCAAAGUGGGAAUGACAUAUGAGCUUUAAGAUUACAAAGUAAUGAGUAGUAAUGAAUAAAAACAAGCCUUAUUAACUUUUGAUUAAAAUACAAGUUUAGUCUUUAUUCAAACUUUUAAAAAACUACAAAUUUGAAUUAUAAUUUUCUCUCGA
Messenger RNA from Benincasa hispida (wax gourd), 2415 nucleotides. RefSeq names its product potassium transporter 5-like. Gene Ontology annotation, biological process: potassium ion transmembrane transport. The record is from RefSeq and is a predicted model, not a curated record. Lineage: Eukaryota; Viridiplantae; Streptophyta; Magnoliopsida; Cucurbitales; Cucurbitaceae. Gene Ontology annotation, cellular component: membrane. Gene Ontology annotation, molecular function: potassium ion transmembrane transporter activity.